This is a messenger RNA of Spodoptera littoralis (African cotton leafworm), 1134 nucleotides long. Lineage: Eukaryota; Metazoa; Arthropoda; Insecta; Lepidoptera; Noctuidae. The record is from the annotation of a GenBank genome assembly.
AUGAAUAUCCAACUUAUCCCAAAGGAAAUCCAAAGCAUCAUCCCUAGAUUCGAUGGAGAUGAUAAGCUAUUAAACCUCUUUAUAUCUAAAUGUGAAUAUGUCAUUAGAAGUUUUAGAGGGGAGAACAACCCAGCACAACAAACAUAUCUAUUCCACUGUAUAACAAGUAGGCUAGUAGGUAAGGCCGCCGUUCUCAUAAGCGAACGUGAAAACGUUACUACUUGGGAAGGCCUAAAGGAACUCUUUGUCCAACAUUUCGGUGACCCAAGAUCCGAAGCUUGUAUUAGCAUCGAGUUAGAAAAUCUUAAAAUAAAACAAGGCGAAUCAUAUAUAGAUUUUUGCCACCGCAUACAAAACGUAAGGAGCUCAUUAAUAUCAAAAGUAAAUCUCCUAACCGACGAAGGUAUUAAAGCCGCUAAAUAUAUAAUAUAUAACAAUACAGCCCUCAACGUUUUCCUUUACAACUUACCGGAAGAUCUAAUUAAAUUCGUUAGAUUAAAUAAGUGCGACACUUUAGAAUCAGCAUUGAGUAUCGUUACCGAGGAAGUCAAUUUCCAAACCAGAUAUAACUCUCGCAAUAAGAACAAAACUAAUCCUAGUAACACUAACCCUACUUCGAAUAACCCUAAACCUACCCCUACUGCACAAAUUCAACAGAAGUUCGGGAUUCCAGCAAAUCCAGGUUUUAAGCAACAGAACGCGUUUAAACCUAAUUUCAAUCCGAAUCCUAACCAGGUUAACCCGCGAUUUGGUUUCCAACCCAAACCUCAACUACAGAAUCAGGCCCAAAAGCCCCAGAUUCCGCAUCAAUCGCAACAGCUUCCACGUACAAUAAAUAACUAUAAGCAAUCGGGCUUCUUCAAAGCCAACCCCAACCAACAAUUUCGAUUUGGUGUUAAUAACCCACCACCAAGACAAAACACCGACGUAUCGAUGAGAACGGUACGAAACAAUAUGAUCGAAGAACCUUUCGAAACUGACGUUAAUAACGAAGUAUUAUACUACUUCGACGGCAAUAGCUGUAUAGAACUCGUAGAAGUCGCAGAUGAUAAUAACCAAUCAAAUUGCAUCCAAAACGACACGGAAAAUGAAAAUUUUCAAAUAGAAGCCUCUGUACCGGACCAGCAGAAGUAA